AUGGCGACGAUUGCCCUUCCACGCCCACUCGAGACCCAUAGGUCCUCCUCCAACAUUGGCUCCAUCUCCUCCACCAUCACCCUGGAGCCGACCACUCACUCGGCGCCCAUCCCCAACAAACAUAUUCCCGUUUGUCCUCCAGGUCCUGCUUCCCAAGACGAUGCUGAUACGCCGCCGCCUUCGCCCUGGCCCGUGACGAAUGACGCCGACGAGGACUCGUCUCCCCACUCGCUUCUCUACCCACCUCAUCGCUUUCACCAUGUCGACUCCGGCGAUCUUUCGCUCUACAAGAUCGACGCCGCCGACGUAGCUGCUGCCUUGGACUAUCUUUCCAGGCAACCUUUGCCAGACCCUGCGCACGUCUUCCCCUGGUACCAUGGCCUCCAUCCCCAGAACCAAGUGCAACAGCAAUUCUUCAUCGCCCGCAAGCGUGCUCUGAGAAAGACCCCCGCUUGCCUCCGUGGUAUCACCAUUGUUAAGGCCGAUGGAGACCUCAACACAUCCCGCCUCAAAGGGGCAAUUGCUCCUCAAGAGUUUCUUCACCAAGGCGGCGCCGAGUUCAUCGAUGUUGACCCCGUCGAGGGAUUUUCCGUCCGCAACUUUCAGAUCCAAACCGCCAAGGCCGCCAUGACGAGCGAUAUCAUUGUCUACGGCAAUGAUGAAGUGGCCGUCCGCAGGUUGGGCUGGGACAUAGCCGCCGCCCAGCAUAAGUGGCGCUACAAGCACGAGCUGCAGCGUCAUCGAGUUCCCGAGUACAACACCUUUAUCUGCCUCAGCCCAUUCGACGUGUUUGAAAAGAACCAUCGUGAGAUUGUGGCAGUCGAUUCAACUGGUAACUUGACGGGGAACGUACUGGACUUCAUCAACCAGGAGAGACUGGAGAUGUAUCUCAUGACGCACGCUUCAGAAAUCGCACCCAACGUGUGGAUGGGCCCUACCCCCGAUCCAAUCAUUGAGGAGGACAAUGGUUACCACGUUCAGAUUGAGUGCAGUGACAUGGGAAGAGCCAACACCUGUGCAGCUUUAUUACAAGCUCUUGCUGAGGAUGGGCUGGGCGAUGUACCAGAAACAGUCCAUUUUGACUUUCCUUCCUCGGGAAGCUUCCUAGUUCCGACAUAUUCACAUGCGGAAGCAGACGCUCUUUUGGACACUUGCAAAUGGAUCUGGCAUCUGUCCCACGGGACAAGGCCAGAUAAGGCUUCCGACACCGGUAGAGAGAGGUCUCGGCCGCCACUAAGCCCACGAAAGAUUCUUAUUCACUGCGCGGACGGUUACACAGAAUCCACAGUUCUAGGCCUUGCAUACUACAGCUAUAGCACCGGCCUACCUAUCCCCGAAGCUUGGUUGAAGCUGCACACAAUUAUGAGACGAAACUUCUUCGCAUACCCCUCCGACGUAAGCUUCCUAGCGGCGAUCGCUCCCCGACUCCUACAGGAAUCCCCCAUUGGAGCCGACCGAAGCCUCGCACAAGUUACAGAGCUCGUCAACAACGAACCGAAAUGGUGGACAGGUUUUGACGGGUCACUACCCAGCAGGAUCCUUGAUUAUAUGUACCUCGGCAACCUUACCCAUGCAAACAAUCCAGAUCUACUUCGGGUGAUGGGUAUCGGCCAGAUCCUGAGUGUGGGUGAGCUGGCCAUGUGGCGGGACGGGGAGUUGCAGGAGUGGGGGGAGGAAAACACGUGUAUUGUGCGAGGAGUGCAGGAUAACGGGAUCGAUCCGUUGACCGAUGAGUUUGAGCGGUGCUUGGAGUUCAUUGACCGUGGCCGUCGCCUCGGAACAGCGACUUUGGUCCACUGCCGUGUUGGUGUGUCCCGCUCCGCCACUAUCUGCAUCGCCGAAGUGAUGCGUUCCAUGGGAAUGUCCUUCCCGCGAGCAUACUGCUUUGUCCGCGCUCGGCGGCUCAACGUCAUUAUCCAGCCUCACCUCAGGUUCGCUUACGAGCUGCUCAAAUGGGAGGAACUGCUUCGUUCUCAUCAAGAGAGCAAGGACCACGGCAACUACACACUGACGGCCGAUGGCAAGGAGGAUGACGAGUCGUCCUCUGAUGGCCAAGGCAUCAAACGAGAGCUCGAAUGGGGUGAAAUUGCCAGGGAGGUCGCCUUCAUGAAUAAGCCUUACUCGAGCUCGAGAUAA
Messenger RNA from Sordaria macrospora k-hell, 2136 nucleotides. RefSeq lists its product as uncharacterized. Gene Ontology annotation, biological process: nuclear DNA replication; protein dephosphorylation. Gene Ontology annotation, molecular function: protein tyrosine/serine/threonine phosphatase activity. The record is from RefSeq and is a predicted model, not a curated record. Lineage: Eukaryota; Fungi; Ascomycota; Sordariomycetes; Sordariales; Sordariaceae.